Messenger RNA from Tauraco erythrolophus (red-crested turaco), 516 nucleotides. The record is from RefSeq and is a predicted model, not a curated record. NCBI's taxonomy places the organism in Eukaryota, Metazoa, Chordata, Aves, Musophagiformes, Musophagidae.
AUCCGCUCUCGCAGUGGUAGUGCUCUCUUACAGUCCCAGUCCAGCACUGAAGACACAAAGGAGGAACCUCCAGAGAUCAAGCAGGAACCUGAUGAUCCUUCUGCCCAAGUGUCUGUCCUCAAGGCUGUUUCUGAAGAUGUUAAUGAAAUGAAAGCUAGGCGAGACGAAGAGGAACGGGAGCGAGAGAGACGGGAGAGGGAGAGGGAACGAGAGAAGGAAAGGGAGAAAGAGAGAGAGCGAGAGAAAGAGAAAGAAAAGGAGAAGGAACGAGAACGGGAAAAGCAGAAGCAGAAGGAAUCUGAGAAGGAGAGAGAGUCCAAAGAGAAGGAGAAAGGGAAGCAUGAAGAUGGGAGAAAGAAGGAGGCUGAAGUGAUCAAGCAACUGAAGGCUGAGCUCAAGAAGGCCCAGGAGAGCCAGAAGGAGAUGAAGCUGUUGCUAGAUAUGUACCGCUCUGCCCCCAAAGAGCAGAGAGACAAAGUGCAGCUGAUGGCAGCUGAGAAGAAGGCAAAAGCUGAG